AUGCAUUUCUCCGGCUUGUACUGCCAGUUGGCGAUCGCGGCUAUGGGGGCACUUGCAUCGCCGGUGGACGUCGCUGCGAGAGCUGUUGCUGUUGCGGAGAGAGCGACCAAGCCGGCGGCCUUCUUCCUGGUGGGAGACUCGACCACGGCGGCCCAGAAGGGGGGCAGUGGUGGAUGGGGGGACGGAUUCCUCGGCACGCUCGUCGACGGAGCUAAGGGGACGAACUUUGGGGACAAUGGAGCGACGACGGUCAGCUUUGUGGAGGAAGGCUUUUGGGACCCGGUCAUGGCAGCGCUCAAGGAAAACGUGGCCGAUUUCGAUUGCUAUGUGACCAUUCAGUUCGGACACAACGACCAAAAGCCCGCGAAGGGCAUCUCCAUUGAACAAUACUCCACCAACCUUAAAAAUUUCGCCGACCAGGUCACCGCCGCCGGAGGAACCCCCAUCCUCGUCACCCCGCUGGCCCGCCGCAAGUACAAGGGCGACGUCGAACUCGAUCUGGUCGACCAGGUGACCGCCACGCUGGCCGUAGCCACCGACAACAAGGUCGCCGUCAUCGACCUGAACGCCGCGUCGAUGAAGUACCUGAACGCCAUUGGCGAGGCCAACGCCCGGAACUACGACCCGGAAGCGGGCGACGAGACGCACCUGAACCCUGCCGGGACGAUCUUGUUUGGGAACAUGGUCGCCGGGUUGAUCUCCGAAAGCCAGGUCGGAGACAAGGUCAAGGCCUUCAUCUCGGAGGAUCCGGUGAUUGCGGCUGAUAUUGCUAGUGGGACAUAUGUUCUUCCUUCUGCUUAA
Molecule: messenger RNA, 801 nt
Organism: Drepanopeziza brunnea f. sp. 'multigermtubi' MB_m1
Lineage: Eukaryota; Fungi; Ascomycota; Leotiomycetes; Helotiales; Drepanopezizaceae
Molecular function (GO): hydrolase activity
Source: RefSeq, a predicted model, not a curated record